Molecule: messenger RNA, 5635 nt
Organism: Acanthopagrus latus (yellowfin seabream)
Lineage: Eukaryota; Metazoa; Chordata; Actinopteri; Spariformes; Sparidae
Product: RNA polymerase II elongation factor ELL
Exons: 12
Coding region: 145-1944 (599 amino acids)
Biological process (GO): positive regulation of transcription elongation by RNA polymerase II; snRNA transcription by RNA polymerase II; transcription elongation by RNA polymerase II
Cellular component (GO): transcription elongation factor complex
Molecular function (GO): cis-regulatory region sequence-specific DNA binding
Source: RefSeq, a predicted model, not a curated record
AGUGUGUAUGUGUGUGUCUGUACGUGUGCGUGCCUGCCUGCCUGCGUGCGUGCGCGCAUGUGUUUGUGUCUAAGCCCCGCCCACACGCUCUCUCCUCCCGUGACGUCUCAGGCAGAAUGUCGCCAAUAGCCUUCAGUUGUAGAAAUGGCAGCGCUGAGACAGGAGCAUCGGUAUGGGCUCUCCUGUGGCAAAAUCAACAAAAACACCCCGAACCAAACUCUCUACCACGUCAAACUCACUGACACCGCCAUCCGGACCCUCGAAGCCUACCAGAACCUGAAGGCAUCACUAUCAAAUCAGCCAGCGAUUUGCUUCAAGGGGAGCCAGGGGUACGUAAAGAUCCCGGCGCCGACCCCCGAAUCCCCUGAUGGAUUCAGAGUCUUCACGUUCUACCUGUCGAGCGACAGCAAAGACAAACCUCAGUCCAGCUUCGACUGCAUUCACCAGUAUGUCUCAGGGGAGGGCAGGGAUCACCUGGAGGGCCAGGGCAGCAUUCAGGACAAGAUCACAGUUUGUGCGACGGAUGACUCGUACCAGACGACCCGGGAGCGCAUGUCUCAGGUGGAGAAGGACAUCUGGAGCCGCUCAGCGAUUGAGAUCAAGCCGGGGCCAAGUAAGUACGUGAAGGUCCAAAGGAAGCAGGCUCCGGUAUCAGGCUCAGAUAGCAGCCACAAGCACUCCCCCAGCAACAAGAGGAGCCUGGUUGCCAGCCCUGUGGCUCACCGGCCUUUGAGGGAUCGCAUCAUUCAUCUACUGGCCUUAAAGCCCUACAGGAAACCCGAGCUGCUACUGUGGUUGGAGAGGGAGCGGGCCAGUCCAAAGGACAAGGCUGACUUGACCUCAGUGUUGGAUGAGGUUGGUAAACUAAACCCUAAAGACCACAGUUACUCUCUGAAGGAUGAGCUCUACAGACACGUGCAGAGAGACUGGCCAGGAUAUCUAGAAGAGGAGAAGCAACUCAUCCAUAGGCUCCUGAUCAGGAAACUUCAGCCAAUCCACAGUAGCCAGUUGAAGAGUCCCCAGUCCAACCAUUCAUUCCACAAAACUCCCGGGGACUCUCCUUCACAACUCAGUCCUGCCAAGAAUCUCUCCACGAAACGCCCAUUGCCCUCAGACCCAUCCAACGUUCAGACCCCCAAAAAACAAAGACUAUUAGACCAGUGUUUGCCUCUGCAGUCGCCCUCUCACGGAGACUACAGCACUAAUGGGACUCGUAGCUCCACCGGUCAUGGAAACUCCGGCGUGCAGAUCAAACUGGAGUUCGACAAAACCAACAAUCAUCACCAGGGGAGUCCAAAUCGCCUGUACUCGCCGCAUAAACUCAGCGGGACUUCUACUACUCCUAAAGUGGAGAGGACGGAGCCAGCCCCUACUCCACCCAGCUCCAAGCUCCCACACACCGACACAUCCAUUUGCACUGACCAGCAGUUCGCCAACGGCCAACACAAAAAGAAGAGGUCCAAAAAGCACAAAGACAAGGAACGAGAGCGCAUAAAACCGGACUGGAUUGAGACCAGUCCGGACCUGAAGCAGAACCAAGAAAAUCUUAAAGCCCAUGAGGGAGAGAAAACACCUGUCAAUCGAACCUCAGCAGAGGAACUUCCUGACUAUUUAAUAAAAUACAGCACCAUAAUGGCACUGGAGCAGCGUCAACAGUACAAGGAUGACUUCUGUGCCGAGUACGAUGAAUACAGAGCUCUUCAUGACCGGAUCGGGGCCAUCACAGAGAUGUUUGUUCAGUUGGGCUCAAAGAUCAACACCCUCUCACCGGGAACACAAGAGUACAAGCUUAUGGAGGACCAAAUACUACAAAAGUACCGGAAAUAUAAGAAAAAAUUUCCCGGUUAUCGGGAAGAGAAGAAGCGGUGCGAGUACCUCCAUCAGAAACUGUCGCAUAUCAAAGGCCUGAUCACAGAUUACGACCGAGCACAGGAACUCUCCUAGUAACUGGCCUCUGCCCUCAGCGGGGUGUCAUACAACUGGACCAAAAGACUCCUGACGGACACAAAGACUGCCCAGCCGGGUCCUGGAGUCGCGGAGACACUAUUCACUUUACUCCUCCGAGUGUCAGUGGAAUCGAGGAGCGAGGUUAUUCUUUUCAAAAGCGGGCUGAGACCACCGACUCGUGAUCAAACGUUGCCCUUUAACAUUAUGGCUUUUGACGCAGUUAUCGCUGUAACGGCUGGAUUUUUUGUUCUGCUGUAAAAUGGUCAGAUGACAAAGUGAAAGCCAAAUCUGUGGGGUUUUUUUCUUUUCUGAAAUGCAAAACAGAUGUGAUCCUUCCUGCUUGAUUGCAUUUCUAUUCUAUUCUUUAUCUUAUCAGAACUAAAAGAGAUGUUGAUUUAUAAAAAGUAUUAAAUUGAUGGUACAAUCAGUCGUAGGGGAAAAUAAAUGCUACUAAAGUCUUUAUAUUUAACACAGAGAAAAAUGUGUUUUUGCUGUUUGCUGACAGAAAGUCAAACAUUAACAGAAAUCAUUCAAUCACAUCAGUUAUUCAUUGAUCACAGUAUUAAUGAAUGUUCACGGUCGUGCCACGAUGACUGGCUGGCCACCUGCGAACACAUUUUAUCAUCCGUACGAAACCUGUAUUUCUGCAAGACUAAGACCCUUCAAGAAGUACGGGUGUCACGAUUUCAAUACCACGUGGAGAAUCAAUUGAAAUGAGCGUUCAGUUUGAAUUAUCGAAAUCAAAAUCAUGAUCGAUGAUUUGGCAGUAUUCUUUUCACUCCGUUCUCGCCUACUUGAGCGCAGUUUUUUGCAGUUAAAGAAGUUAGUAGUGACUCAUCAUUUUGUUCUCAUCUGACCUGUGAAAUAGUGUUAUUACAUUUUAGAGGUGCAACGUGCAAGAACUGGCCACCUGUCGAAUUCAUACUGAAAACAAUUAGGGGCCAGCACAUUGGUAGUGUAACCGCUAACUGCUGUCAGCUAGUUAGUCCAGUUAGCCGUGCAGCUAGCGGCCCCAAACUGGAGCUCGGAGCACCACUGGGAGUUUUUAAGUUUGCAUCACUAAUUAAAUAAAUAAGUAACAGAUGACAAGCAAGAGUCAGCAGUCUGAAACUGAAUUCAAUUAUGUGCGUAAAAUCGAAGGUCAGAUCAAAUCGUGAAGAAUUGUGACACCCCCUACUUCAAAGCUUCAUCUCAAGUAUCACUACAAAGAUGGCGUGACAAUUAAAACACAACAGUCAGGGUUGUUUGACAUCGCGCCACUGAAUCUGUGCUGAAGACCAGCUUCUUUGGGCUUUGAUCAUAAGGAAUUUUACCCGGUAGCUUUCCGCUAACGUCCUGUUUCAUUUCUGAGAAAUGUUGGAAUGCCACAACACCCUUCCUACCAGGCGCCAUAACGCCGGUCAGGACAGUGCUAGUGCACGUUUAGUGUCAAUCUCACCCACAUGUAGCCUACCAUGAACUGCCUUUUCUUUGUCACACUUCUCUUUUUUAUUUACUUUGCUGUAGAUAAAUGGUGACAAGUUGCUUCAUGGAACACUUGACAGGUCCAAACAUUGAGAUUUUCUGUGAUCUUUUCUUUGGGUUGAGGUCUUGAGGUGGGAUUUCGUUGCAAAAACAGUAACUCACUUCAGUGCGUGUGUUACAUGUUGAUAUAAUUCUGCUGGAUGUGACAGAGAUGCCUUUUAAUAAACUGGACUGUGUGAUGUUUUUAGCCCCGUGUGUGAAGCGUGGGGAGGAUGGCACUGUGGGUCGCUCGCUCGCUUCCGACCGCCUCGGUUGAGUUGGGUGUGAGGAGCAGGCCGACCUCUGGAGGCUGCUAGACUCACUCUAGACUUUCUGGAUUUAUUUGUACCAAGGCAGGUGCAUCUGAAUAACCACAACCUGUAAUUUCUUUUCACUUUAAUUUAGCUGGGGCCUGAAGUAGGAAGUAGUGAUCAGAUCUCAGUUUUUUUUUUUCCUCUGCAUCAAUGUAGCUGUGCUCACAACUGUUGUCUUUAUGGGAGAAUGAAGCUAAUAUUUGCCUUAAGGUGUAUGUUUAGACAUUUCCAAGAUUACUCCUUCCUCUGAAAUGUUCUUGCACAGUUCGAAAGCGUUCUCAAACCUUUUUCUGUAAAUGUCUUUUUAGUUCGAAGGAAAGUUCAGUUACUGGUUAGUUGUUGUGCAACAGUCGUCUCAUCUGUGUUUGGUCUUAUUUUUUGUCUUGAUCAUUUUUUUUCCCUGUUUUUAGCUUCAUUUGUUGUCUCAUAAUCUUUCAGAUAAUCAUGAACUGUAACGGUAUUUAAUUCAAUGUCUAGGUCCUGUCAAGCACCACUAUCAAAGGAAUCACUGCAAGAAUCUAAACAAAACAAUGUGCUUUGCCUCUCUUGAUUGCUCAAUGCAAAUCCUCACCGGGCUUAUUGUCACGUACUCUGCAGCUCUUUUGCAUAAGUAAAAUGUAAAUGUGUUUUUUUUUUUUUUUACAAUUGGUAUUCUGGGAUGUUUGAAGGAUUAGCAACAGUUGCUCUGUCUCGGCACAUAUGAACGUUUCCAAGAAAGGAAUAUUUAUCAGCACUGACUAUUGGGAAAAUUGAGAAUUGUAAGCCCAGACAAAUAUCAUCAAAGCUGCAAAGUUCCGGUACACAUACGCAAAUGUUUUCAUUGUUCUGGCUGUUUGGAUCUCUUCGAUGAAUCCUUUUGCCAAUAUGCAUUUUGUUUUGCUGAUGCCGGAUCAGCGUGCUUUGUUCUGGUACUGGAUCUGCAAAUCAUCUGAGUUCAGUUGUAUUCAAAGAGAAGAACACACGGCCUGCUCGGUUAAACAGAAUAAUUUAUUUACGUGUCACAUGAAUUUUCCAUUCAUCAGAUCAGAAAGGUACUGACAUUUUUCUUUUUUUUUUAAUGAUCACAGGAUGGAAAUGUCUAAAUAACAUGAUUUAGACCUCGCAGUCUUCAAUGUAAUAAUAAUUUCCAGAAGUAAUUCCAGUUAAGGGCUUUUCCAAUUGAACACUAAAGAAGUAUUGUAAUCAAACAAAUUGCAUCAUGGGUAAAAACUCCCUUUGGUUAAAUAUCAGUUUAAUCACAGUAUGAGGACAACUGUACCAUUCGUGUUGCUCUGUGGUGUUUUUGGUAAGCAGCCCCUCAGUGAAAAGGGCUUCUCAAGUGCUAACUGUGAUGUUUUUCUACUGUUGCAGGAGUUAACUACUGAAGGUGCCUUUUUCAUUCCAAGAGCAGAUUCCCCUGUAACUAUCAUUGGUAUUCUGGUGAAAGAAACAAAACACUUGGGCCGGCAGUAUUUACACAUCUGUAGUUUCACACUGUUGCCACUUUUCAAAGUGCUUUGUUCAUGAUUUUUUUCAGAUUUUGCCUUGUUAAAUGUGUAACGUGUAUCAGCACUGACAUGACAAAGUACAUUUUUUUUCCCCAGAACAUUUUAAGUGCAAAGGUUUUCCAGGACACCAAUGCAACUGCAUCUAAUGUUAGAAUUAAAAAGAAUGUCCUGGAUUGUGUUUUCCAUUUCCAGCCCAGCAAACAAUUUCUCUUUAAUUUGGUUUGUUGUGCCCCAGUGGAAAUGUGAAAUUAAACAUUUUUUUGCCAAUUUUAAAUGACUGCAAUCUACCUAGGAGAACAAAUUUCUUUUAUUUAUUGCUUUUUAUGUGUUUAUGUGUCUUUUACGGAUUCAUCUUUGCAUAGUUAGUUUUUUUUUUCUUUUUUU